This is a messenger RNA of Zootoca vivipara (common lizard), 1502 nucleotides long. Its product is annotated as T-cell surface glycoprotein CD3 gamma chain-like. The record is from RefSeq and is a predicted model, not a curated record. Gene Ontology annotation, biological process: cell surface receptor signaling pathway; positive thymic T cell selection. Gene Ontology annotation, molecular function: transmembrane signaling receptor activity. NCBI's taxonomy places the organism in Eukaryota, Metazoa, Chordata, Lepidosauria, Squamata, Lacertidae. Gene Ontology annotation, cellular component: membrane; alpha-beta T cell receptor complex; external side of plasma membrane.
ACUGAGCAAAGAAGUUGCACUUCUUUGUGGGUGUCUUUUUGCAAAGUGGGCAAUUUCCUUUCAAGGGAAAGAAUAAGCGGGUUAUCAGCACACACUCUGAAGAAGGGUCAUGGGACGCAGCCAGCAUCUCUUGUGUGCAACCUUCCUCUUUGGAUUGCUCUUCUCCAAAGGUAUUGCUGCGGCAUCCAUCACAGUGAAGCAGCAUAAGAAUAACAUUGUCCUCUACUGUAAAGAGGAUAACAACCACCCAAUAAGCUGGAAGAAAGAUGGGAAUGCAUUAAACCACGGAAACACUAGCCUGUCUUUGGGUGCCAUCCUGGAUGACCCGAGAGGUGUCUUUGAGUGCAAUGACGCACGUCUUCAGGUGUUCGUCCGAAUGUGCCAGAAUUGUAUUCGUCUGGACCUUGCCGCCAUCAUGGGGAUUCUGACGGCCAGCAUCGUGGCUACGCUUUUCAUGGCUGUUGGUGUGUACUACAUUGCUGCAGGGGAGCCGGGCCGACGAUCUCAGGCUUCUGACAAGCAGACCUUAUUAGCCAAUGAGCAGCUCUACCAGCCUCUCGGAGAACGCAACAAUGGGCAGUACAGCCACAUCGGAGUGGCCAAGACCCGCCACCAGUGAGAAGGGGACAAAGUGUUCUUCCUCUGAUUUGGCAGCAAAGAGUGAAUUGCUGAUGGCUCCUCCUUUUGCCAUGGGGAGCUCAAAAGGGAAGGUUCCUUCAAGCUAUAGUUAAGGGUGUAGAAAUAGUUUGACUCUUGCUGUGCUUUCAUUUCAAAAUCUAACCCCUGUCCUUACCAUUGAGCUGGCCUCCCUUUGUUCUUCCUACCCCCCUCCCCACCCCAACUUUCCCCUCUGAUUUGAAGGGGCUCCAAUAACUAAGAAAGCCAAAAGGGCUUUUGUUGUUUCUGCAGUGAUCCACUUUCAACAUUGCCUGUUCGCUGUGAGCUGUUUUAUAGCAAGCAAUGCAUAAAUAGAAUGAAAUAAAUAAUAAUCAAGGAAAUGCUUCUCCAGUUUCCAGUGAAACUGCAUCUCAUCCGUGUGCAGCGCAUACCUUUCCAAAUUACUAAUUUUACUGCCCUGAGUCCAGGGGGGGGGGCUGAAUUAGAUUUAAGUGUUUAAAUGUUAUUAUGAUAAAAGAAAUACUAUUUGAAUGUAUGGAAAAAAUUUGGGUAUAAAUUUGAGGCUAAGGGGAGAAAUAGAGGAUAGAUGGAUGGGAAAAUAAAUUUAGAUUUGGAUUAAGAUGAAUUAUGGGUGGAAGAUAGUCGAUGCUUUUAAGAAUAGAAAUAGUUGUGAGAUAAUGAAAAAAAUGUGUUAGAAUGAUUUAAGAUAAUAAAUGAAAAUGGCUUAAUUUGGAGUUAAAAUUGGACCCAGUGCGAGGGGAAACGAGGAAGUCUACAAUGUUAAUUAAAAUGUUAGAAUUGAUAUGUUUUUCUUUUUUAUGUUUUUAUUCUUGUUUUUGUGAAUUUUUGUAAUUUGUAAUGUUAGAAAAUCAAUAAAUAUUAUU